AUUCGGUUUUCUUUAGCUUCCCCGAAUUUAUUUUCUCUUUUACUUUCAGUAUGGAGUUUCCCACUUUGUGUUUUUGAAUUGUCUAACUUAAAGUCUAAGGUAGAGUUGGAUCAGUAGAAGUGAAAGUUAAGAGAAAUUAAGUCGUAUCUUGCUGUGUACAUUUUGCCAGGACAUCACCACUGGUGGCUGUCAGAAGAUGUAAAGAGGAUUGGCUAUUCUUUGGAUGACUUGAUCUGCUUGGAAGAAGAAGAAUAUAUAUGAGCAUUAACUGUGUUUCUGAUACACUUUACAACAGGUCGAGCUGAAGGAAAAACGAUGUGAAAUGCCCGGCAGAUGUACCCAUGAACUAAGAAGUACAUCAUUUGCUGCUGAUGUGAAAAGAGGAUUUAGACAGCAUCUGCCAUUGUUGCCAUAGAAGAGGGCAGAAUUAUAACCCAAAAUGGCAGCAUUCAUUGCUAAACAGAUGGUUGGCAACCAACUAAAAUCAGUUAAAGGAGCUAUAGGAGGCGGGGACAAAGAAGGGGAAGGGGAAAGUAAGGAAGAUGCAGGCGGUGGAGGGGAGGAUCCAGAGGUGGAGGAAAUGCGGUUAGAGGCAGAAAGGAAGCGAAAGGAGAAGCAUGAGAAAGCAGAGGCUGAAAGAGAGGAACUCCGACAGUCAAUAAGGGACAAGUAUGGAUUAAAGAAGAAGGUGCCGGAGGAGGAAGGAAUGGUGAAUAAUGAUGAUGGAGGAAGAGUGGGGAGGAAGAAGAAGACCCCCGCCGAGCUAGCGGCUGAAGCGGCGGCAGACUCCGACGAAGAAGAGUUUACAAACCAUAAAGGUUCACAGUCAAAAAUCAAUUUGGUAGAUUGAAAAACUGAAUAAAGUUUUGCAUUGAAGUGACUAAUCAGUAUAACUAGAGAAUAAAUUGCUUUUUGUGCAUGCUGCUGAAAUUCUUUAUCAUCUUGCACUACUGCUUUCAUUUAAUUGUUAUCUUGUUUUAUCAUUCAAAUAACAAUACAAAUAUCAAUUAACUAGAGAUCUAUUGUAGUUUCACUGGUCUCAUUACAUUCAUCUAUUUUUGCUUGCUCUUUUCAUGGAUUUCAUUGAUCCUCAGGGUGGAAAUUGUCAGAUGUUUGGAGAAUGGAAAUCUGCUUUCUGAUAAAUAACAUGCUCCCAGAGUUCCAUUUUAAAGAAAACCAUAGAAGUUAAAAUGCAUGCCUACAAGAAAUUCUAAAACUACAGUACUUUUGCUUCCAAAAUGUCCUCACAUUUGAUAUUUAAAGGGUAGGGCAUAGAUAUUGUAAUUUUUUGGGUAUUUCCUUAUGUCAAACCAUUUAGAAAAAAUAUAUUGACAAGGCAAAUACAUGUACUUGCAUUGAUGUGUUUUGUAAUUAAUAGUUUUCAAUUUAAUUGAGUUGCUGAAGAUCACAAAUUUACAUUUUUCGUUAUUUCUAUUUGUGUGAAAUUAAACUUUGGAUACUUUCCAAUAACCCAAUAUUACUGGUAUUACCAGUGUUGCCUUCAUCAUAAUGAAACAUGCAUUGCUGUCUGGCAAAUUUGGAAAUGUAUGCAAGUUUUGCUGGGUUUCCCGGCAAUUUUUCCGACAAGGCAACAUUAAAAGAAAGCACCCCGAGAUAACUGCCAUUUUCUAUGCUGACUUUCCAGUAGAGUACAAUCUGACAGUAUAUUCAUUUAUAACGGAAGUUUUCUACAUUGAUUUUCCAGUAGAGUACAACCUGACAGUUUAUUUAUUUACAGUUAAACACUUUUAUAGCGAAAUCCUGGGGACAGAUAAUUUCUAUCCAUUAUAAACAUAUUCAUUAUAUCCAGUAAUUUCAUGAUGUGUAUUAAAACUGCAAGGAAUGGAAAUCACUUCACUAUAAGUGUGAAUUCGUUAUAAGAGUGUUCACGGUAACUGUGUUUUACUUUCCAUUUUAGAUCUCUUUAACAUGGAAACACACAUGUGUAUGCUACUGCUGUAUUAUAGAUUCCUGGGGAAAUUACCUGUAACAUUUUGCUUUCAGUGCCAAAAAAUAUGGAUGAACUGAAAAACAAAGUGCAGGACAUUCCACAAAAAUUGGCUCAAAGUGUCGGUGAAGUGACUGAAAAGUGCUCUCUGCAGUAAAUAACACUGUUGAUUGGUUCAUGUAAGUCAUGUGACAAUAUCUGGAUGAUUUGGUUGGUCUGUCAUUUGUAGUCGCAUUAAGCACCAGCUAAAAUUCAGAUUCAACUGUACUUUCAAUUGUUUCAUUUCUGUAGGAAGCACUUGUUUGUUUUCCAUUAGUCCUUUGCUUGCAAUUUAAGGUGUUGUGUGUUCCUUUUGCAUGGAAUAUGUUCAUAAUGGGUAGAAAUAGCUUUUCUGGAUGUCUUGGACUUAAGCUAGUAAGAAUCAGCAAACAAUAUUCACAUUUUUAAGAGUUUACAAUUUCUUUUUAUAGUUUUCUACAUAUUCAAUAUUUUAACAGUUUUCUUUAUGAAUUUGACCUCAGUAUUGUAAAUAAUUGUUUCUCUUUCUUAAUUCUCUCAUUUUUUCCAUCUUGAUACUUUUAAAUUAAGACUGAGUAAAUAAUUGUAAAGGAUAUCAACAUUAUAUUGAAAUAUUAUUACUGUAUGGAAAUGAUAUCAUUGCUAGUCCUCUUGUAGAUAAGAAUGUUAUGUUCAUACCUUUUUCAAUGCAUGGUUAUUCGCCCGUCUUUGUGGAAUGAUCUAGCAAACACUGAAAAUGAAGGAAAAUAUGAUUCUGAAAAUAUAAAAAAAAUUUAAAGGGAUUUAUAACUAAGUUUUGCUUAUUCUCUUUGUAUGUACAGAUUCUUCCAGGAUCACGUGACAAUACUCCAUAUUGAGAAAAUUAGGCAAUAUGGCAGCAGAACGUUUGUGAAAGUAAAAAUAUGCAUAAUACUUGUGAAAAGCAUUUCAUAUCGUGUUACUUGUAUAUUUUAGUAUGCAAUAUACUAGACUGUAUUUCAUUGUUGUAUACAGUAGAAUUAGCUGCGCACAAUUGAAAAAAAAAAAUGCUGUACAUAAGAAAAUCUGUUGCGAGUAUUUCUUGAAAAAUCUUAUUUAUACAUGUAUAUGUUUCGAACACAAUUUCAGAGAUGUUUCUUAUUCUCACUGAAUGAAAAAUGGCAAGUGUAUAUAAGAUUUUGAUGCAGUGCUUCUUUUGAUCACCGUUUUACAAUAUAUCAAUCAACACGGCCCAUAGUUUUGUAAUGCCAGUGAUUAGAGAUUAUUGUUUUGUAUGUCAUAUAUAAUGUUUGCAUUACUUGUCAUCUUCAUAUGUUCCCUUAUAGACAUAAUUUUCUUGCAAAGAAAAAAAAAUAUUUGUAUAUAUGAUACUGUCAAAUCAUUGCAUUAUAAUCAUAAUUUUGAAUACUUGCAAAUAGUAUUAUAUAUCCUUUUAAGAUUCUCUAAACUGAAAGUCUUCAUAUAUAUUUAGUUUUCUAAUUUAAUCUAUUGUAUGUGAUAUUAUUCUUUGCAUUCCAAUCUGUUUUUCAUGAUAUCCUGAAGUCUAUUUUAGAGAUAGUCGCCAGUCAUGGUAAAACUUUCAGAAUUCAAAGACAAUACUGCUAUUUUUCCUUUUAGUGGUCAACUUAUUUUAGCUGUCGUCUAAUUUUGGAUGCUUCUGUACCUAUCGUUUCAUUGGAUGGUGGACAGUGUUGCAAGAGCAGAAACCAGAGGCCCAUGUCACAAAAGAUCUUAUAACUGAUAACAAUAUACAAACAAUAUACAUUCAGGAACAUUCAAGUUCUCUCACUAUUCACUGCAAUAAAAAAAAUAUUGAAGAAAGAAAAGGAAUCCAUGAUUAAACUUGCAAAUUUAAGCAAAGUAAAGCAUUGAUGGAUGUAGGGAAGGAUUUUUUAUAUUAUAUGUACGUUAUAAUGGAAAGAUCUUUUGUGAAUUGGGUAACUGGUGCAGAAAUAACAAUUACUUAAAAGACAUUUUUGGAAAAGUUUUACUAAUUUUGAAUUAUUGCUAUAUCUACAUGUAAAAGCUACCAUAAUGAAAAGAAUUCAUGAAAUACGAUAAACUUGUCUUAGGCCUCUGGAUGGAUAGUCCCAUGAUAGUGUGUAUAAAAAAAAAAUGUUUUUCUUUGUUUUGUUGUUUUGAUGUAUAUUUAUGUUAAUACGACUGCAUAAUACUGCGUUAUUCUACGACUUAUUUAUAUCAUGUCAGUUAAUUCUCUGUUUUAUUUCACUUUUCUUCUACCUUUGUUAGUCUUGAUUUGUACUAGUAUCAUUUAUACCUGUAAUGUAAUAAGAUAUACAGAUAUAUGGCUGCAUGUAUUUGAAUUAUGAACCACUAAGAAGGAAAGACUUAUGAAUCCUAGUUUUGACCGUAUUGUAACUUUAAUGCAGAUUUAGUUUCAUAUUUUCUGUAUCAUUGGGGGAGGGGUUCUAUAAACUGAACUGAUAUUAAAAAGUUCCACUCUGGUAUUAAUUUGGACAUUAUGCAAUGUUUGUUAGAAAUCCAUAUGCUGUUUUCAUAUUCCUUCAUUUACAUAUAUUGCAAAAUGCAAAUUGAGAUGUUCAAUGUGUUCAUGUUUUAACUAGACCACCAAUCUGUAUACCAAAUCUGUCACCUGAAAAUGAGAAUGGGUAAACUAUUUUAGACCUGUGUAGAAAAAUGUGCCAUCGAGAAUGACACGUGUUUGCAGUGUGUAGUUUUCAUUGGUCUCAGUACCACAGCUCUUGUAUGAUUAUCAAGGGUAUUUUUGUUAUAGUUGUGAGUCUGUUUACAGCUUCCAGUUGAUUUUAUAUAGACUAGGCUGUGCAGCAGGUCUUACCUGUAGUUGUACUGUAUGGAUAUUGAAACAAUCAGUAGAAAGUUGUUAUUGAGAAAUUAAACUACAAAAUAGCAUAA
Molecule: messenger RNA, 4840 nt
Organism: Ostrea edulis (European flat oyster)
Lineage: Eukaryota; Metazoa; Mollusca; Bivalvia; Ostreida; Ostreidae
Product: complexin-like
Exons: 8
Coding region: 440-850 (136 amino acids)
Biological process (GO): synaptic vesicle exocytosis; neurotransmitter transport; regulation of neurotransmitter secretion
Cellular component (GO): SNARE complex; terminal bouton
Molecular function (GO): syntaxin binding
Source: RefSeq, a predicted model, not a curated record